Molecule: messenger RNA, 339 nt
Organism: Exophiala oligosperma
Lineage: Eukaryota; Fungi; Ascomycota; Eurotiomycetes; Chaetothyriales; Herpotrichiellaceae
Exons: 2
Coding region: 1-339 (112 amino acids)
Source: RefSeq, a predicted model, not a curated record
AUGAGCGCUGCGCCCAAAGACAGCCAUGACAGCGGUAGGGGCGGCGGGCAAGUCGUCGGUUCGGAACCAUCGUACGCUCAAUCUCAACUCGACAAAUCGACGAGUCCUUGGUACGUGCCGAAUAUCGAUAGACUUUUGAUCCCAGAGGUUCGACAGUGGAGGCACGACCCGGAGAGUGCGGCGAGGAUGUGGGAAGAGGGAGGUCGACUGACAAACACCCAAUGCAUCACGAAAGCUCGUAUGAAGACUUGGAAAGACACGGGUUGGGACGGGAAAGACAUUGAAUUCAUGGACGAUGGGGACAUGGUUCUUGAUUUUGUCGUUACCAGGGUUAGAUGA